GUUUUCUCGGCGGAGCAGCUCUUUGCCGACCACCUUCUUCACUCGUGCUGAGCAGGAUUUUUGGGCUCUCCGGGGUUCGGGCUGGGAGCAGCUUCAUGACUACGCGGAGCGGGAGAGCGGCCACACCAUGCGAGCACAAAUUGAAGUGAUACCAUGCAAAAUUUGUGGCGAUAAGUCCUCCGGGAUCCACUACGGAGUCAUCACGUGCGAAGGCUGCAAGGGAUUCUUCAGGAGGAGCCAACAAAACAAUGCCUCUUACUCCUGCCCAAGGCAGAGAAACUGUUUAAUCGACAGAACCAACAGAAACCGUUGCCAACACUGCCGACUGCAGAAGUGUCUUGCCCUCGGGAUGUCAAGAGAUGCUGUGAAGUUCGGGAGGAUGUCCAAGAAGCAGAGGGACAGCCUGUACGCCGAGGUGCAGAAGCACCAGCAGCGGCUGCAGGAGCAGCGGCAGCAGCAGAGCGGGGAGGCGGAAGCCCUCGCCAGGGUCUACAGCGGCAGCAUCAGCAACGGCCUGGGCAACCUGAGCAACGAGGCCGGCGGCGCCUACGCCAACGGACACGUCAUCGACCUGCCCAAGUCCGAGGGCUAUUACAGCGUGGAUUCCGGCCAGCCGUCCCCUGAUCAGUCAGGACUUGACAUGACUGGAAUCAAACAGAUAAAGCAAGAACCUAUCUAUGACCUCACCUCCGUACCCAACUUGUUUACCUAUAGCUCUUUCAACAACGGGCAGCUAGCACCCGGGAUAACGAUGACUGAAAUCGAUCGAAUUGCACAGAACAUCAUUAAGUCCCACCUGGAGACGUGUCAGUACACCACGGAGGAGCUGCACCAGCUGGCAUGGCAGACCCACACCUACGAGGAAAUUAAAGCCUAUCAGAGCAAGUCUAGGGAAGCACUAUGGCAGCAAUGCGCCAUCCAGAUCACUCACGCCAUCCAGUAUGUGGUAGAGUUUGCCAAGCGGAUAACGGGCUUCAUGGAGCUCUGUCAAAAUGAUCAGAUUCUACUUCUGAAGUCAGGUUGCCUGGAAGUGGUUUUAGUGAGAAUGUGCCGUGCCUUCAACCCAUUAAACAACACUGUUCUGUUUGAAGGAAAAUAUGGAGGAAUGCAGAUGUUCAAGGCCUUAGGUUCUGAUGACCUAGUGAAUGAAGCAUUUGACUUUGCAAAGAAUUUGUGUUCCUUGCAGCUGACUGAGGAGGAGAUUGCUUUGUUCUCAUCUGCUGUUCUGAUAUCUCCAGACCGAGCUUGGCUGAUAGAACCAAGGAAGGUCCAGAAGCUUCAGGAAAAAAUUUAUUUUGCACUUCAACAUGUGAUUCAGAAGAAUCACCUGGAUGACGAGACCUUGGCAAAGUUAAUAGCCAAGAUACCAACCAUCACGGCGGUCUGCAACUUGCACGGGGAGAAGCUGCAGGUAUUUAAACAAUCACAUCCAGACAUAGUGAAUACACUCUUUCCUCCAUUGUACAAGGAGCUCUUUAAUCCUGACUGUGCCACCGUCUGCAAAUGAAGGCAACGAGAGAACUGUCUCCUAGUCGUGGAAUGCGUCACCAUUAAGACAAAAGCAAUGUGUUCAUGAAGACUUAAGAAAAAUGUCACUACUGCAACAUUAGGAAUGUCCUGCACUUAAUAGAAUUAUUUUUCACCGCUACAGUUUGAAGAAUGUAAAUACGCACCUGAGUGGGGCUCUUUUAUUUGUUUGUUUUUGAAAUGACCAUAAAUAUACAAAUAUAGGACACUGGGUGUUAUCUUUUUUUUUUAAUUUUAUUUUAUUCGGGUAUGUUUUGGGAGACAACUGUUUAUAGAAUUUUAUUGUAGAUACGUACAAGAACAGAGCGGUACUUUACAUGAUUACUUUUCCUGUUAAUUGUUCAAAUAUAAUUUAAGAAAAUUCCACUUAAUAGGCUUACCUAUUUCUAUGUUUUUAGAUAGCUGAUGCAUGUGUAAAUUUGUAGCUGUCUUGGAAAGCACUGUGCAUGUAUGUAAUAAGCAUAUAAUAUCUGAGAAUAUUAUAUAUGACUAUUACUUAUACAUGCACAUGCACUGUGACCUAAAAUCCCAUACAUACUAACAAAGGAGGUUCAGUCAGGCUCUCUUAUAUUAUUUACCUUCUGUGUUAUAUGUUACCUUUAUGUUAGACAAUCAGGAUUUUGUUUUCCCAGCCAGAAUCUUCAACUAUCGUCGAUGGCAGGAUGGUACCAAUUCAGAGAUAACGUCUACAAAGGAAUAAAUAUAAUGCGCGGCCUCUGUAUAAGAACUCUGUUUCUAUCAAUGACAUCAAAGCCUUGUCAGGAUGGUAAAUAUCGGCGGGUGGGGGGGUAGGGGGAAUAUUUGGAGCCAUUUUCCUGUUUUAAGAAUUCGGCCACAGAUAACGUUGUGGAGUCCAGGACUUUUUUGACCAAUCACUAUUUCCUAUUUUUCACCAGGACACAUAAAACACCUUUUUUUUUUUUUCCUUUGGAUUUCAGGUGGGUAAAGAAACUGAUUUUGGUGCUCACUGUGUUGUCACCAGAGAAAUGCAGUCUGUAGGUUUGACCACCAGCAAUUUUUUUCUAAUAAAAUUAGAGUCACAGAGGAAACCAGAACCCAGGGCCCCGAUGCCAUUUCAUGUAGACAUUUUUUUCUCUAACCUGUUGUGUCUGGGUUUGAUAUUUUUUGUUUUUUGAGGGUUUUUUUUUGUUUUGGGGGGCUUUUUUUGGCAACGAAGAGGUAGAAAGAGCUUGGUUCUUUAUAUUCACUCUCUUUGCUACAUUUGUUAGAAAAAGCAGCAAUAAAAGGGGAGGCAGGAUUUGAUAUGUCCUUCUAGUGGGGAGGGGGUCCUCUAAUUUCUCUCAACUCCAAAGUGCUGUACUAUAAACACAGAGCAAGAACUUGACAGAUAACGAAAACACAUCGGAGUUAUUCCGUAGAACUAAUACACCCCAAAGCCCAAACUAUUUCCUAUGCAGUUUGCAAUUAGAUCAUCCGUCUGGCCUGGGAUUCUUUCUUUUAGCAACUUGUCAAAAACACAGAAUACAAGAGGGGAUAUGAGGUUUGGAGUAUUAAGACUUCCUAGUAUAAGUCUCACCUCUCCACCUGCUCCCCAAGCAAACUGAGUACCAGAAAAGCAUAAAUCCCAAGCAGCUUGUUCUGCCUGUGCUCCAGAGGCCCUAUGCCUUUGGUCUUAGCCGAUCCAAAAUUAAGAGUUUUUAAAAAGGAAGCCGGAGCAGAGCCUCAUGUAACUCAGUGACAUUCACGCUCUCCUGUGAGUAAAGCCCAGCAGCCAGCUCCGGAGGACCCGCCCUUUUCUCCUCGUCAAACACACACACGCACACCUGCUCGGUAAAGUUUCCAUCGGUGGAAACCUUGAUUUCCUUUUAAUCUCUGACGCUCUCCUGAAGUUACGUGGUCUUGAGAGCUGUCUCCGCAAGGCCACAAAACCCCUCGUUGAUGAUCAGACAGUAGUGCUAGUCUUUUCUCUAGAAAACAGAGCCUUUUCCCACCGCAUGAUUGAUGAAUGCUAAACCAAUGGGGAAAAACAAAAAGGCUUUAAAAUAAUGACUCUCUUUCUCAACUACUGUUAUAUUCAAUUAAUUUAACUACAUUGAACCAAAUUACCUUCAGUGUCUAAGAAGACAGCUGCAGACUGCUUAUUAUGUGGCUGUAGAGACUCAGUUCUUUUUGGUGUAAAUGUCACUCCUGCUAGCUCUUUGUAUAAAGAAUUAAUUCCAAGAGUCAUAUUUCCUUCUAAUGGAAAGAUUACUUUACUGAUUGCUAGGAAAACAGGGUAAUGGAAGGCGCUCAAUUAAACCAAGCCGUUUCCAAAUGCAAUGUAUGUUUUAUGAUUGGCUUGUGAUAGGCAAUGCUCAACAUGUCUGCUUGGUGUUUCCCUUUGAGCUUUGAACUUAUGUCAAAGUUUGUUUUCAUUGUUCUGUUGGCCUAGUGUUUUCCAUCGUCCGCCUGUAAUUCCCGCUCAGUUGCAAGGGGAAUCGUUUGUUUCCUCCAAUUUACCUUAGAGGGUUUAAAUUGGUUCUGUUGAUGAAGUGGCUGAGAAUUUUUUCCUCCCUGCCCCAUGGGUGAUGUAGGAAAAGGAUUGCUCCCCACAUUUGCCUCAGGAGGUACUCGAUUUGAAUGUGUUUGUCGUUUCUACUAGUGCAAGCAUUUCACUGGGACCGCAUGAACCUUUUGAAGCUAGGGGACAGGAAACAGCUAGCGACUGAACCAGAACAAAACAGUGGAAACGAGUACACGCUCAGCCCACUUCGGUUGAGAAAAGAGAUUUCCAUCUUCCGCCACAGUUGCCAAAUCUGUCCGUUAAAAGACCACCAAUCACAUUUUCAGUGGUAACGACAAACGCCUUGAAAAGCUGCCUUUUUGAACAUCUCCUGUGACUACAUCUCGAGGUGUUUUGAAAUUUUGCUAAGAUCGCCUUUCCUUACCACAUGCAAUCUCUGUCCCUUCCCUACGAAGACUCCCAAAUGUUCACCACACCUUCAUGGUAAAACGGGCACUGGAAGAAAGAACCCAUGAUCUGUACGUUUCACUUCUUGCUUCGUAAAUGACAAUCACUGCUUGGCACAGAUAUUGCACUGUAACCACUCAGGGAUGUUUCAUUAAAAAAAAAAGAAAAAGAAAAAAAAAAGAAGGAGGGGAAAAAAAAAAAACAGGAAAAUGACAACAAAACGUAAAUGGCACAAAUUAAAUACGCCAGGGAGAGAACCUCUCUGACAAGGCUUUCAGAACAGUAGGCAGUAACUUUGUGUUGUUAACUGUUUGGACUUGUUGAAAAGUUGCACAUGAAUAAGGACAACUUAGCCUCAUUUUCUGAAAUCUGCUAAGAGCCAAAUAAUCCAGCUACCCUGUUAAUAGGAAUAUGUCUCUCCCAAGCAGCCCCAAGCUUCCUGUACAAGUCCUGAGCAAGGAAAAUAAGAAAUCUGAGUGGCAUUACCUGAAUCUGACAAGGGAGGUAAAGCUGUGUGAAUUCAAAUUCCACUGUGAUUCUGGAGGGAAUGUAGGAGAAGAAGGGAUUCCAAAUUUGGUUUAAUAUGCCACACAAACUCCUACUGCCCGUGACUUGGGUCAUCUUUGUGUCCCUUAUUCUCUGGCUCUUUUUUCCCCAGAGACUGAAAGCUGAGAGUAGAGGUGUCCCUUACAAACAUACCCUUUCUGGAUUUCCCUUGUUGAAAUACUGGUCUUCAGGACUCUGGAAUAAAGGACCACAGUGUAGGUAUAAACAGAGAAUGUGGUGGUCUCUUGGGUAAUUCCACUUCUUGGACACAAUCUGUGACACCCUAAAUCACAGUCAACUCUGGACAUGAAUAAGAGAUUCCGGGGAGACACCCGUACAUUUCCUAUCGUAGCUGCCUUGUUCGACACAUAACUUCACAGCAGUCAAGCUAAAUUGUAGAAAACCACGCACAUGGCUAGUCAACUCACGCUCACUCUCUACAGUCCCAAGCGUACCAGGCUUGAAUGCAAAAGCGAUUCUUCUGUCCCAAGGACAACCUAAAACUUAACCAGCUUUUUUCAAAAACAUCAGUCAGAUGCAAAUGAUAUCAGUUCUGUUCCAUGUUCUUUGUUUUCAUUUAUUAUAGAAGCAAGGAAAAAUUCCACUGCUAUUGGAAAUUAGAAGAAAUAACUUUUCCCUGACUCUCUUUUCUCCAUACACUUUCGCUUCCAAUGAAGUUACUACAAUUGGCAGUGAAUUCAGGCAAGGAUGCCUGUGCCCUGACAGAGCCACCGUUCAAUAGAACAGCAAUAACUUGAAAGUAUGCAUCUGUAGUGAAACUUUGCACAAAGCCCCCUGUAUAAAGAAGACAAAAAAGCCCACCAUCUGCUUUAGACAAAGUAGUAUUUAAUUUUCUGUUUCCAGCUGUUAAUAAAAGCAGCAACCUGAUAUGGGAAACCACAUGGGCCUUUAGACAAGAGUUGACCACCUAUUUUUGGAGGGGCAGGCAGGGGCCAGGUCUCAGGACCAGAGGCACGUGUUCCCUUAAAGCAAGGGUUAAAAAUCCAAGAGCCUAAAAGGGCCAGGGAGCCAAUGCAAAUGAGCGCAAGCAGUCCAAUGGCCAGCUGGCAAGGAAAUGCCCCAUCUGAAAAGGGACAUCCGAUAGUCAGCUAAAGCACAAGUGUGGCUAAAGCUUCUGAAUCUUAUAACAUCUGUCUAGUUGUAAGUGAUGUCAGUUGAUUCAGAGCUUAAUGCAGACCAGACAAAUACAUCUCUGUGCAGAAAAAGGUUCACAGUUUGCAACCUCUGGUUUAGCACAAAAUUGAAUCCAAGGGCCUGUUUCCUGGCAGCAAGUCUGGCCAGACAGGACUCAGAAUGAAUUAGAGUGGGGGGGGUGGGCAGAACUCUUGCCCACUGAUACUGAAUUUGGUUUCCAUAUUUGACUAUCACUACCGGAGGACAUAGUAAGAGUUCCGUUGAAAACACAGCAGUCUAAAAAUGAAGACAAUUCAUUUAACGAUGGCAUAUAAAGGACAUUUCUAUUUGCCUUGCCCAAACUCUUAGCUUCACAGAGCCAGGUGGUUAGAUUUCUUGCCACUUUUUUCUGAACGUCAAAUGCACGACUUUUACGUUUUUGAGUCUCGGUGUGUCUCUUUAAACGUGUGGCUUCACUAUCUGUGACAAGUUUUCAUUUUUCCCUUAGUCGUAUCUGCAGAAUUUAUCCUAUAGUUGUGAUAACGUAGUCCCCUCCGUGUUCUGAAGUGCGGGACCUCAGAUUCCUAUGCAACAGAUGGAGGUCAUCUGUCUGUGCACUUUUUGCCUAAGCUGCUGAGAUCCCUUCGAAGUGAAUUGGCCAUAGUAAUCUUUGCCUCCUGCAUGACUGUAAGCACGACCUCCAGUGGGUCAGAAGAAGCAGCUCAGUGAUUGUUCUCAUGGCCAAAACUAAAGCACAAGGUUACCAGAAUUGAAAAAGCCCCCAGUUGAGGGAGGCACGGGGUGUCUACACCCCAGCUGGGCAGCGCGAUCCCUGUAUGAAACCAUACUCUCCUGGCGGUAGCUGACGGAGGACAUCUGUGUGCCUCUGUCGUGACACACAUUAGGUAUGUCUGAAAAGCUACAGACCCCACACCCAAGCACAGUCCUGUCUCCUCCACCCGAGGAACCACACACACAAGAAUGAAAACCACACCCACAGAAAACUGAGUAUGUAUUGUAGAAAUGUAGAGGAAAAAUAAAAAUAUUUUUUCAAAUGUAA
This is a messenger RNA of Acinonyx jubatus (cheetah), 7178 nucleotides long. RefSeq names its product RAR related orphan receptor B (gene RORB). Gene Ontology annotation, molecular function: zinc ion binding; nuclear receptor activity; RNA polymerase II cis-regulatory region sequence-specific DNA binding. Lineage: Eukaryota; Metazoa; Chordata; Mammalia; Carnivora; Felidae. Gene Ontology annotation, cellular component: nucleus. Gene Ontology annotation, biological process: regulation of transcription by RNA polymerase II. The transcript is spliced from 10 exons. The record is from RefSeq and is a predicted model, not a curated record. Bases 128 to 1507 code for a protein of 459 amino acids.